GCAAGUAUUGGGUGCCAGUCACUCAAAAUCCCGGCCACACUCAUGCCGUGGUCCUUGCCACCAUCUCAACAUCUGGACGGAAGACUCUUCGAGCAUUGGAUGACGAUGACUUUUGAUUUAGUCUGCCUCGACCCAGCAUCCACGGGCGAACUCCGGCAAAUGUACUUCCAUGUGGCCUUUCACCAUAGAUUUGUCACGCUAUACGCCAUGUUAGCGGGCUCCGCUGCCCACUUGUUGGCCCUGGGACUGGUGGAGGAUACUGUAUUCGUUGCCGCGCAACAGAGGGCGUUCAAAGCCAUGAUAGACUCCCUAGGGGACUCGGCGCUCGACUCAAGACCCAAAUUGAAUGAGACAGGGCGAUUACAGAAAAAUCACCUUCCAGCGCUGAGUUUUGAUGAUGACUCAGUCAUGGCAUCACUGUUCCUGCUUGGCCCCCAGAUCAUCAACCCCGAUGACAACUACGUUCUGGACAAAGUCGAGUACCUGUUACGAGGGGCGCGAGCGUUGAUCAUCGAGAGGUACAAGUACGCUGAAUGCCAGUGUCCACUAAAUCAUCCUGCUCGUUAUGUCCAACGUUACAAACUCGACAGUCCAAUUUUUCAGUGUGCCAUCAGAACUCUGGCAUACACCGACAUAAUGGCAUGCAUUCCUUGCGCGCGUGCUCCCCUCAUCGGCAAGCAGUACUGGCUCGACCGAGCCGUAGAGGCGGCUUCGGAAAGUGCUAGAAACUUGAGGCCCGACAAUGACUUGGGGUAUUGUGCUCGGAUGUUUUCUCUUCUGGGUGAUUGUGCAGAUGCAAUUGAGGGACUUUACGUCGGGGCCAUGGAUCAAGUGGAUUUUGAACACUGUCGUACUAUACUCAACCACCAGCUCGAAAGUGCGGCAUGUGAAAUUCCAGAGCUCAUAGAUCUCGAGAACAGCAUCAGAUCCAAUUCUUCCCCCAACCAUGCCACUGUUGAGACGAUUGCGGCACACAACAGCAGUAUCAAAGCCGCUAUUUGCCAUGGUCUUGCCAAUAGUAUCUUUUUAUUGCGCUCGACCGACUACCAGCAGAGCUCACCACAAGUGAAAAUGCUCUGCGAUCGCUUGUUUAAGUAUGUUUACGAGAUUUCCAUUGAUGACAGUAUCGUAACUAUCAUGUUGUGGCCACUGUGGGUCUUGGGAUGCGAAAGCUAUUCGGACAGUGUCAAUCCCUCCCGACAGCAAAUCACCGCCAUUUUGGAGAAAAUGUAUCAGAGACGGCAGAUGAAGAAUUCGGAGAACUGUCUGGUAACAAUAAAGCGGGAUAUAUGGAUCGAUUCUUUGGCGCAUCCUCUCGAGGCUUCGGAUCAAAUGCAAUCUACGCAGCAGUCUGCAUGGGUUCGCAGGUGCUGGGAGAAGAGAAUACGCCCGCUACUGGCAUAA
Molecule: messenger RNA, 1404 nt
Organism: Exophiala mesophila
Lineage: Eukaryota; Fungi; Ascomycota; Eurotiomycetes; Chaetothyriales; Herpotrichiellaceae
Exons: 1
Coding region: 43-1404 (453 amino acids)
Biological process (GO): positive regulation of transcription by RNA polymerase II
Cellular component (GO): nucleus
Molecular function (GO): DNA-binding transcription factor activity; transcription cis-regulatory region binding
Source: RefSeq, a predicted model, not a curated record